AUGGAAUGGGAGGACGAAGAGGGCGUGCCUGGCGGCAGCAGCAACGCGAAGCCCGGCCCGGACGCCCCCGCGGGGCCGCCCGGCUACAGCGUGGCGGUGGGCCCUCGGCAGACAGAGCGCCCCACGUCCCCCAAGACGUUCACGUGUAUCGUGUGCGCGCGCGAGGACGCCCUCCACCCGCGCAGCCCCGUCAUGGUGCUGCCGGUGGUGGUGCAGCGCUCGUCCGUCAUGUGCCGCAGCCCGUCCAUGCUGCCUUCCCACAAGCUCACGUACCUGCAUGGCUGGCAGGGCCCUGGAGUUCAUGUGAGCAGCUGCGGCCAUGCCAUGCAUCGCAACUGCUAUCUGAAGUGCUUAGAUGAAGGUGUGCGCCAGCUCCGGCGCCGUCCCGCACCUUGGGAACAGCCCCGUCCGAAGCCUGUGGUGAUAAACCGCUUCUACUGCCCACUCUGCCACUUCCCCAGCACCACAGUGAUGCCCUUGGUGCCACCGCUUGUCACUCUGCAUCCCACUGUCAAACGUGCGCAGUAUCUGGGCUUCGUAGAUUGGCUGGAGGGGCUGCGUAUCACCCUGAGAUUGAGCCACAUUGAGAGGCCCCGCCCUGUGGCACGUUUCUUUGGUUCACGGGCCACUAGAGCAAGGAAAUCUGGUAGUGGCAAAUCUACCUCUGCAGCUUCCACUUCCCGUACUUCUUUGGGACGUGGCCAGCAUGCCCUUAAGUUCAACAGAUGCAGCCUUAAACAGGUUAUAGCAGCAAUGGGCUGCAAUGGAGAUAAAUUUGCGUGGCUCUUUCCGGGCACACUUACUCCUGCUGCAAUAGUGCUGUCCAAGAACCUGCGUAAUAUGGUUGAUGCCUUCUCACUGAUUAUCUGUGCUAAAGGACUAGGCAAUCCUGUGGUGAUCUCUGACCGAAAAGUGUCACUAAUGAUGGCCAAGACUUGUGCUUACACAAUCCUUGCCCUAGAGAACGUACUCCGUGCUGAUAGGCGCCCUCUUGUGGGUGACUUGCCAAAACAUCAAGAGGUGUGCUGUGAUGGUUUGGUACGCCUGCUAAGUAUUCUAGGCAGCUCUUCUGCCAAGCCUCGAAAUUUUGGAAACAAUGCCUUAUUAAUGUUGAAAUACAUUUUGGAGGCUCCUUCUGAUGGACCUUGCUUGUUUGAAUGGGAUCCAUUUGGAAUGCUUGUUACAUUGAGUAGUUGUAUGCAAGCUCUCUUCCUCACUGACACACUUCCUCCGGUUCCCACAGGUGAUCUUCAGUCCCAUUACCUCCUGACAUUGCUUUUCAUUGCAAACUGUGUGAAGGCAAUGCUGACUUUUGAUUCCUCUAAUCUUCAAGAGGCAAUCAGUGUACAAAAUGGUGAACAUGAAAGGGCUCUUAAACCAUUAAUUACUUUAAUGAAAAUUGCCUUGACUGCUACGGGGAUUGCUCCAUAUCGAUUUAAGGUGCCUUCUGGGCGCCAGUUGUUGUCGCACAUAUAUGCUGCAUCAUUACCUUUCUUACGCUGUUGUGCCCUGUUCUUUCAUUUCCUGACAGGUGUGCCAGUCCCUGUUGCUUUGUCAGAAAGUCAGGUCAGUACACAUGAAACUCAGUUCAGUGAAUUGUGUGCGUACUUGGAUUUGCCUGUGAGGGUUUGUGAUCUUCUGGGCACGUCUGUUGCCCGUGAACUGGCACAAACAUGGUGUAAACACCCACGUGUCAAAGAAUUCCUGAUGGUUGACCGCUAUAAAUCCAUGUUGCGUUUACCUGCUCCUGUUAAACAACUUGUGCCCUUGCCUACCAAAUUCAGAGACCUGGUUGCAUAUGUAGCCUGGUUUGAAUGCCCAAUUGUAGACCGUGAAGGUACAUUCUGUCCCACAGUCUGUCUGGUAUGUAAAGAGAUUUUAUGCCUGAAGUGCCGUGGGAAUCAUGAUCGUCCUAAAGCACCACUGAGGAAAGGGCCAGGAGCAUGCACUCAGCAUGCUCGGAAUUGUGGUGCAGGGCUUGGCUUGUUUCUGCGUGUGCCUAAAUGUGAUGUGAUGGUGCUUGAUGCAUCUGGCCAAGGCUGCUUUCUGGCUGCCCCAUAUGUAGAUAAGCAUGGGGAAACUGAUCCAGGGCUUCUGCGAGGCCAUCCCCUUCACCUGUGCCAAAAAAGUUACCAAGAGUUGACACACAUGUGGUUGAAUCAUAGUUUGUAUAAGAAAAUAGCAGAAGAAACAGAAAGGACUGGUAAAUAUGCAUGGCAUCACAUGUAGUUAUUUUUUGAGGUUUUCUCCCUCAACAGCAUUCUUUGUGAAGCUGUUUUCAUGAAUAAAAUUUGAAUAUUAGAAAAUGGUCUUCAAAUUAUACUGAUUGAUGGGAAGUUAUGAAAACGAUGUUUCUUGGGGUAUAGUAUAUUUUUAUUGUUUCUUGCUGGAUGAAUUACUUGCCCUUAAUUUAUUAUUAUAUUUGUGAUUUUUGUCAAUUAUAUCCAUCAAUGUUCAUAUUAAUUGUUAAUAUGUUUAAUGCUGUAUUUGUGAUGUUGAUCAGUAAUAUCCAAGUGAUUACUUUAGUAUUGAAAUCUCCUAAAGGGUCUUUGAAGUAAACAUUCAGAAAAUAUAGUUUUGGGGAAAUGUUCAUAGCUCCAUCUUGUCCCAGUUCUGCUAAAGAGCCACAUAAUGUGUCUUUAUACUCGUUUAGCAUAGAUGAGUUAUCAAAUUUCAAUUGCUCGCCAUGCUCUUAAACUAAAAUUUUUAGUUUGUGUCAAAAGCCUAUGUUAACAGUAGAAUAUACUAUCUUCAAUUUAUUACCAGAAAAUUGAAAAGAGCCGAGUUUUUCUGCAAUUUAUAUUUAAUUAAAAAAUGAAAGUACU
Messenger RNA from Gryllus bimaculatus (two-spotted cricket), 2825 nucleotides. Lineage: Eukaryota; Metazoa; Arthropoda; Insecta; Orthoptera; Gryllidae. The record is from the annotation of a GenBank genome assembly.